Messenger RNA from Loxodonta africana (African savanna elephant), 9482 nucleotides. RefSeq names its product DNA cross-link repair 1B (gene DCLRE1B). The transcript is spliced from 4 exons. Gene Ontology annotation, biological process: double-strand break repair via nonhomologous end joining; telomere maintenance; interstrand cross-link repair. Bases 581 to 2215 code for a protein of 544 amino acids. Gene Ontology annotation, molecular function: 5'-3' DNA exonuclease activity; damaged DNA binding. The record is from RefSeq and is a predicted model, not a curated record. NCBI's taxonomy places the organism in Eukaryota, Metazoa, Chordata, Mammalia, Proboscidea, Elephantidae.
AACCCCACCGCCGACCGCCCGGAGAGCCUCCUCCCCAGCUCCAGCCUUUCUUGCGCCCACGCGUGGUUGUCGUUACCGAUGGGCCCAAGCAGGCUUUUCCGGAAGUCCCGCCCCUUAGCCGAGCGACUACACACAGCAGCUGCCAUUCACCCUCUCCCUGCGAGCAGGGAGCUGAGCCUACACCCCGACCUCAGGGCGCCCUUCCCCCAACCUUUCACCUCAAGGCGCAGCCGCCAACUCCCUGUGAUGGGCAAUCGGAAAUCGGCUACUCCGGCCUGUCUCCGCCCAGAAGCGCGCGCUUUGAGUGCCGGGCCGAGCCCUUGCUCCCGCGCGGUUGGCAGUCGUGGUCUUUCGACUGUCUUUCUCGGUUUAGGAUCCCGCCGGAGCCCCUAUGGGCACGGCUACUUCCUUCUUUCUACCCACUCUAAUAACUUCUUUAUCCACUAUGCUGGCUUUGCCUUAGGAUUCCUAGCCUUGUUCCUGCCCCAGCUUGACUUUUUUCGAGGCGCCGUUGGGGAAGCCUCACGCGGGAGCCCUGUCCCCAUGAAGAUCCCACUGGUAACUCUACAGCUCCGUCACCAUGAACGGGGUCCUGAUUGCCCAUACCCCCAUCGCUGUGGACUUCUGGAGCCUGCGCCGGGCUGGUUCCGCGCGGCUUUUCUUCUUGUCCCACAUGCACUCGGACCACACCGUGGGCCUGUCUAGCACCUGGGCCCGGCCCCUCUACUGCUCCCCAGUCUCUGCCCACCUCUUGCAUCGUCGCCUGCAGGUACCUAAGCAGUGGAUCCGAGCCCUGGAGGUUGGUGAGAGCCACGUACUGCCUCUAGAUGAAAUUGGGCAAGAGACCAUGACUGUAACCCUCAUCGAUGCCAAUCACUGCCCUGGCUCUGUCAUGUUUCUCUUUGAAGGAUACUUUGGAACCAUCCUCUACACAGGUGAUUUUCGAUAUAUACCAUCCAUGCUAAAGGAGCCGGCCCUGAGAUUGGGGAAGCAGAUCCAUACCUUAUACCUAGACAACACCAAUUGCAACCCAGCCCUGAUUCUUCCUUCCCAACAAGAAGCUACCCGCCAGAUUAUCGAACUCAUUCAGAAGUACCCACAACAUAAUAUAAAGAUCGGACUCUACAGCCUGGGAAAGGAGUCUCUGCUGGAGCAGCUGGCCCUGGAGUUUCGAACAUGGGUGGUGUUGAGUCCUCGGCGCCUGGAGUUGGUGCAGCUGCUGGGUCUGGCAGAUGUAUUCACAGUGGACGAGAAUGCUGGCCGCAUCCAUGCCGUGGAUCGUACGGAGAUCUGCCGUUCCACCAUGCUGCACUGGAACCGGACCCACCCUACCAUUGCUAUCCUUCCCACAAGCCGGAAAAUCCACAUCUCCCACCCUGAUAUCCACAUCAUCCCUUACUCUGACCAUUCCUCCUACUCUGAGCUUCGUGCCUUUGUGGCAGCGCUGAAGCCUUGCCAGGUGGUGCCCAUUGUCAGUGGACAGCCUUGUAGGCGCUACUUUCAGGACAGCCUGAGCCCCAGGCUCCCUAUGCCCUUGGUUCCAGCCUCUGUGCGACGAUACAUGAGUUUCUCCUCUAGAAAACAGAGCUUCCUGUGGCUGCUAAAAAGGAGGCUAAAGAAGCCGAGAACCCAGGGUGUUGUGUUUGAAUCCCUUGAAGAAAAUGCUGAUCAAUGUCAACCUGACAGGAACUCAAAGGUCAAGAAAGAAAACCUUUCUCCCCAGCCUGGGAACCCUGAGCAGCAGCCCUCCCUCUGUACUUUACGGAUCAAGGAGCAGUUGUUGCCAGACCUCUACAGCAAAGAAUGGGAUGGGUUAGUCCCUUUCUCUGAGUCUCAGGGGAUGGCAACUGUGGUGACUGCCCCCUUGGGCUUGUCGGUGCAGUUAAGGUCUACAGAUGAGGAGUUUACCUCUUCAAAAACUGGGGAAGAAAUUGGUUUAGGGCCCCACUUGGUACCCAGUGGAGACAAUGAUGGCCCAGCAACCACAAGGAACCAGAGCACUUGGAUGGGCCAGAAGCCUCUUCAGUCUCCCAGCAGCAGGGCUGCCCCUCUUCUGACUACCAAGUUCAGGGGCCUGGCGCUGAAAUACCUCCUGACUCCAGUGAACUUUUUCCAGGCAGAGUUCUCUUCCAGGAGCUUUGACCAGCAAGUGGAAAAAUACCAUAGAGCCCUCGCUGAAGUACAGAGGAGAGCACAGAAUGAUCCCCUUGUUUGAUCCAGCACUGCGGUUUUGAAGAUAGUGAGCGAUGGCGCUAUUUGUUUUGGGCCUUGCUUUUCUAUCUUCCCAGGAUCCCUGAGGGCUCACCUGCACCAGCACUUCCCAGUCCCUAUGGAAUCUUUAGCUUUAUAGUUGAGUAUGUCUGAAAAGCACUUGUCAUAACCCCUUCACAGUAUACAUGAGUACUUUAAAGGUCCUGAGAAGUCCUGUGGGAACUUAAUCUGUUUAAUUUUAUUUAAUCCAGUAUUUUUCAAGAUUUUUUCAACAUGCAGCCCUCUUAUAUGUGUGCAGAACAGAGAUAGAAUCAAGGAAGAGCAGAUUAUUUCGCAUUGUUAUUUUGUGUGUCAUGUCCCAUCUGCUGUGUUCCCUUCCCCUUCUUCUUCCCAGACUAAAGUCCCUAGGUAGUUCUAUUUUUAAGUUAUGAACAAACUGUGGUGCUAGAUAGUCAAUGUGAGUUGAUUAAGUAGUGGCCCAGGCAGCACGUCCCAAUCCUGAAUGUCACUGACUUGCUGUGACCCCAUCCAAGUGAUUUCCUGUUACUGCCUCUCGGAGGGAACCGGAAGCAACGAAGAGGCUUUCUUGGAUCAGUGGUGAAAAAUUCCACCCCUGAUUCCGUCGUGAAGGACUACAGUUAGUGUCAUGGGUACCCAUCGAAGCAGAGCCAGCUGGGGGAUAGGCAGCACUCAUCAAGGCAGUACCUGUAGCCGAGCUGAACAGUAAGGCUCCCAGCUGUUUGGGGUCCCUGACAAUUUGGCUGAAAUAAAGUUACAAAAGAUCAAAUGUGCUGCCAGCUAUUCCUCUGAUCGUUCACAUAGCUGUGAUGUUUGUUGCUUCCCCUCUUCCCCCUGGGUUGAGUUGAGUAGGGACCAGGAGCUCACAGCCUGUGUGUUUUCGUAUCCAGGGAAGAGACCAGGUUGCCAGCUGGCUGCAGGGGGCGGGAGUGUGCAGUUCUGCCCUGUCCUUCUGCUUCAGACCUGACAAAAUGCCAAACCAGUAAGCAGGCCAGCAGAUACCACGGCUGUGACGGAAAGGGCUCAGAGAGAGGGCCCAGGCUUGUAGAGCUGGACACGUGAAGAAAAACUGCUUCAGACUGGAGCCACAAACCUUAGAAAUGAAGAAGGCUCUGUUCUCGUCUGGGGCUGGUAGGACGAGGGCAGCGGUGUUUUCUACUUUUGGAAGGAGAUACGAAGAGUUUAGAAAGCAAAAUAAAGUCUUGCUUUUGAGCAGGCUGUACACAGCUCUGUUUCGUCAGUGACCUUGGCUAUGAGCCUCCCGUGGGCCUACUAAAAGAUGCAGCAGGCGAGUCAUAUGGUGCAGCAGGAAGACUUGAAUCCAGGGCACCCUGGGCCAACUGCUGAAAUAGUGGAGCCUCAGUUCCUCAUCUGUAAAACAGACUAAAAUACCUGCCUCUCAUAACUGCCCUGGAGAUUAAAUAGUUGGUAAAAUCCUAGCUCAGUGCCUAGUACAUGAAUUUUGUUAGCUGACAUUGAGUCAGGUCCAUCUCAUGGCGACCCUGUGCACAAGGAGAUGCUUCCUGGUCCUGUGCCAUCCUCAUGAUCAGUUGGGGAUAGGACAGUUGUGAUCCAUAGGAUUUUCUUUGGCUGAUUUUCAGAAGUAGAUUGCCAGGCUUUUCUUCCUGGUCUGUCUUAGUCUAGAAGCUUCGCUGGAAUCUGUUCGGUAUCAUAGCAACACACAAGCUUCAACUGACAGACAGGUGAUGGCUGCGUAUUAGGUGCACUGGUUGGGAAUUGAACGCAGGUCUGCUGUGUGGAAGGUGGGAAUUCUACCACUAAACCACCAGUACUUUAUUAGCACAUGAUACCAAAACCAUUACCCUUGAGUUGAUUCAGACUCACAGCAACCCUAUAGGACAGAGUAGAACUGCACCAUAAGGUUUCCAAGGAGUGACUGGUGGACUUGAAGUGUCAACCUUUUGGUGAGCAGCCAUAGCUCUUAACCACUGCACCAGGGCUCCUAGCACACGAUACCCCGUUGCCUUUGAGUUGAUUCCGACUCAAAUGUUGGUUCUCUUAGCUUCUGGUUCUUUAAAAAAUACUAUUCUGUAUAUAAAAAAAGAAACUUUGGAAAUCAUAAAAAUAUAAAGAAGAAAAAAGCAAUUAUUUCUCCAUACACAUCAAUUGAUACGUUUUCUUCUAAUCUUUUCCUGUGCAUGUAAAUUUGUCAAGUAUUUUUUUUCAAAAUUGGGAUAAUAGUGUGUAAGUUUAUAUCCUGCAUUUUACUUCCUUAACAUCUCAAGCAUUUCCCCAUGUCCUUAAAUAUUAUUCAAAAAAGUCAUUUUUAAUAUUUAAAUAAUAUCCCAUCAUGUUGGUCGACCUUAGACCAUUUCCGUAUUGUUCAACAUUUUGUAUGCUAUCUUUUCACAGUUACACAUACUACAGUGAGCAUCCUUGUGCAGGUAUGUUGGCAUUUUUCUUUAUUUCCUUAGAGUAAGUUACUGGAAGUGGGAUUACAUUUUUAAGUUCAAGAUGCAAAUUCUGUCAAAUUGCCCUUCAGAAAAGGGUUCCUUACCAUCCUUUCUGCAGAAGAGGAUAGCAUUAAAAUACCUCAAAGACUCCUUAAGUUCACAUUGUAUCAUUAGAACGGCACAUGUCAACUCAUGGAAAAUCAUCUCGUGUUAUGUCAAUAAAUAUUUACUAAGCUGCACAACAAGUCUUAGCCUGACUUCCUCAAGGAGCUUCUAGCAGUCUCACAUCUGUGUGACCCAAAGGUGGCUGGGAGAGAUAUGGUUGUCCUUGGUAGAAGGGCCCCCAUAUUGGUGUUAUCUUCUGGCCACAAGGGAAGGCUGUGUACUUCUGGCAUGUGCUGUGUCAUACAUGUUCCUUGAAGUGGGAUUGAUAUGAAUUCAGAUGAGGACGUAGAAAGGCUUUGAGGAAUUUAGUUGUUGGUGGCAUGUUUGUGUUUUAAUAAUGGAAAAAUUCCUUAUUGUUCCCCUAAAGUAAAUUCACAUGGCUUCUUGAAGAGAUCAGCAGUUGCUUUACUUGUUUGGUUUUUUAGCUCUCACGUUAAGAUGCUGCAUAGCGUGUAUCUUUAAAACUUAUUUUAUUUUUAGAAUCUAAGAAUGAUCUUAUAUAUUUAUGAAGAUCUUGCAAGUUGGGCUUGACGUUAUGGGGAAAAGGGGCUCCCUAGAGAUCAGUUAAUUAUUUGUUUCAUGAUCUGUGGGAAAACUUGUGCUUUUCCACAAGGGGACUUAUAGUGGCGUAAGUCUCUUUACAGAAAAAUAUCUCCCUGGCUGGCUUUGGAGCCCUGGUGGCACAGUGGUUUAGAGAUCAUCUGUUAGCCAAAAGGUCAGCAGUUCAAAUCCACCAACCACUCCUUAGAAACCCUAGGGGGUAGUUCUACUCUGUCCUUUAGGGCCACUAUGAGUUGGCAGCAGGUUUGGUUGGCUGGCUUUAGGCAACCAUCUUUCAUUCCUGGUCCAGACUGCCCUUUGUGGUAGGAAAUAGACGAUGAGUGAGCCGGCUUGGUCUUUUCUCAAGAAAAGGGAUUUGGACCUAUGAGCCCUGGUGGUGCAGUGGUUAAGCGCUCAGCCGCUAAUCGAUAGGUCAGUCGUUCAAACCAACCAGCCGCUCAGUGGGAGAAAGAUGUGGCAUUCAGCUUCCAUAAAGAUUACAGCCCUGGAAACACCAUGGGGUAAUUCUACCCUGUCCUAGAGGGUGGCUAUGAGUAGGAAUGUGACUUGACACCAGUGGGUUUGGUUUGGUUUGAUUUUCUCUAUCUCAAGUCCACUCCCAAAGAGAUGGUUUUCUGUGCAUUCUUGGAGAGAAAUCCUCAUCUGGGGUCCCAUGUGCACAUGUCUUUAAUGCUAUCACUAGUGAGUAGCUGUUAGUCUGUUACCUGCUUUCCACCUUCCACCCUCCCCACCCGUUAGUUGUCAUCAAGUUGGCUCCCACUCAUGGGCUUUCCACAUAAAAUAAAUGAAAUGUUGCCCAGUCCUGCACCAUCUUCAAGACACUGGUAUGCUCGAGUCCGUUGCUGCAGCCACUGUGUCUUUUGAGUGCCUUGCUCAACUUUCUGCACUACAUUGGAUAAUAUUCUGUUGUGAUCCGUGGAGUUUUCACUGGCUAAUUUUUGGAAGUAGAUUGCCAGGCCUUUCUUCCUAGUCUGUCUUAGUCUGGAAGCUCUUCUGAAACCUGUUCACAAUAGGUGACCCUGCUGAUAUUCGAAAUACCAGUGGCAUAGCUUCCAGCAUUAUACCAACAUGCAAGCCACCACAGUAUGACAAACUAACAAUUGAGUGGUCAGUCACCACCGCAGCAAGCUGUUUUGUAUUGGGUACAUGUGCUUCUUCUAGUCUCUUUCCCAGGACUUUCCACCUGCACUGGUGCAGACUGAUUCUGCUCCGCCUUAUCACCACCUGAAUCUAUAACUGUUUGUGGGGCUCUCAGAAUGAUUAAGCUUGUCUUUAUUUUGACCGUAAUGCUUUUAUUUAGCUAUACCCUUCCACCGUGGCUAUCUUAUUCCUAGAUGACUUUCUCUUUGAACACAUCGUUGACUCAGCCGAUCACAGAAAGCACCCAGAAUCUUGGGCUUAGUUCUUCUGAACAGAUAGCUUAUUGAAUUAUCUUUCAGUCACAGAAAACUUCUGAACUAGCCUUGGGUUAGUCUUGCCCUUAAAAUAUUUACACAUUUAAACACUAUUUUAUUACAGCUGUCAUACCAGUCCCGGCUCCUCUCAUAAUAUAUAGUAAAUUUGGGGAGUAGAGGAUGAAGAGUUUGUGCUGCCCCUGUGCUACAACCCUGUCCUCAAUGUGCUCACUGAAAGGUGCGCUCUUGAGGGGCUAAAAAACUUGAGUUAGACUCACUCAAGCUAACCAGCCUUUGCAGAGACAAAGCGUCAGGGUGGAACCAGACUCCUGGUGCUUAGAGUCAGGGUUUGGGGAAAACCUGGCUUCAGGAGGAAAAAAAUCUUAAUCAGCUCAACUUCUUCAAAUUCCCACCCAGCUUCCAAGCUUAAGGAGCCCUGGUGGCACAAAUGGUUAAGUGCUCAGCUGCUAAAGGUUGAUGGUUCAAACCCCUCCAAUGGCUCUGUGGGAGGAAGAAGUGAAGAUCUACUUCCAUAAAGACUGUUGUUGGGUGCCAUCAAGUAGCGACCUCAUGUGAUAGAGUAGAACUGUAAUCUUUACGGGAGCAGAUAGCCACGUCUUUCUCUUGCAGAGCCACUGCAAACCACCAACCUUUCAGAUAACAGCUGAAAGCUUAACCAUUGUGCCGCCAGGGUUCCUUCCGUAAAGAUUGCAACCAAGAAAACCCCAUGGGGUAGUUUUACUGUCCCAUGGGGUUGAAUCUACACAAUGGCACCUAACAAUAACAAAGUUACAGGCUUAAUCAGUCCACUUUCUAACUUUGCUCUUGACAGUGGAAUAAAAAUCUUUCCUUUAUUACCUCUUACUAAGAAAACAUUUUCUCUACUCGUUAAUUUCCAACAACACAAACCAUUCAGGAUAACAUUUUAGUUCUACAUAAUGCAAGCCUGAUCUAUCCUUCCAGCCUUUUCUCCCAGGAUUCCCCUGUCUGCAAGGCAGUGUGCUGUAGGGAAAGGCAUGGAGUUAGAUGAGUUGAGUUAGGAAUAGAGAUCCUGCUGCUUACUAACUGUGUAUAUAAUCUCGGGCAAGUUACUUUUUGGCACCUCAAUUUUCUCAUCUUUGGAGUGGGAAUAAUAAUGUCUACUCUUAGGGCUUGGAGGGGAAUGACAUGAGAUUAAAGAGGCUAAAGCACUUCACAAAUACAUCCCAUACAAUUUUUUUUUCUUUAAUAAUUUUUAUUGUGCUUUAAGUGAAAGUUUACAAAACAAGUCAGUCUCUCACACAAAAACCCAUAUAUACCCUGCUACACACUCCCAAUUACUCUCCCCCUAAUGAGACAGUCCAGUCUCUCCCUCCACUCUUUCUUUUCGUGUCCAUUUCGCCAGCUUCUAACACCCUCCACCCUCUCAUCUCCCCUCCAGGCAGGAGAUGCCAACAUAGUCUCAAGUGUCCACCUGAUCCAAGAAGCUCACUCCUCACCAGCAUCCCUCUCCAACCCAUUGUCCAGUCCAAACCUUGUCUGAAGAGUUGGCUUUGGGAAUGGUUCCUGCCCAGGGCCAACAGAAGGUCUGGGGGCCAUCACCACUGGGGUCCUUCUACUCUCAGUCAGACCAUUAAGUCUGGUCUUUUUACCGGAUUUGGGGUCUGCAUCCCACUGCUCUCGUGCUCCCUCAGGGGUUCUCUGUUGUGUUCCCUCUCAGGGCAGUCAUUGGUUGUAGCCGGGCACCAUCUAGUUCUUCUGGUCUCAGGAUGCUGUAGUCGCUGGUUCAUGUGGCCCUUUGUGUCUCUUGGGCUCAUAAUCACCUUGUGUCCUUGGUGUUCUUCAUUCUCCUUUGAUCCAGGUGGGUUGAGACCAGUUGAUGCAUCUUAGAUGAGCCCUGGCAAUUUUAACAUUUUCUAACUGGCUGUUCACAAUCAUCGGUCACUUGAUUAGUUUCCAAGCCCUAUUUUCUACCCUCUAAAAAUUGAAUUUCUUCCAUCCUAAGAAGCAUGGGUUCUCUGUAAUUUUUUUUUUUCCAUAAAGCCAAUUCUCCUUUAUUCUGCUAUUACCUUACUUUUUUUUUUUAAUUAUCUUAACUUUUAUUGAGCUUCAAGUGAACGUUUACAAAUCAAGUCAGACUGUCAUAUAUAAGUUUAUAUACAUCUUACUCCGUACUCCCACUUGCUCUCCCCCUAAUGAGUCAGCCCUUCCAGUCUCUCCUUUUGUGACAAUUUUGCCAGCUUCCAGCUCUCUCUAUCCUCCCAUCCCCCCUCCAGACAGGAGAUGCCAACACAGUCUCAAGUGUCCACCUGAUAUAAUUAGCUCACUCUUCAUCAGCAUCUCUCUCCUACCCACUGUCCAGUCCCUUUCAUCUCUGAUGAGUUGUCUUCGGGCAUGGUUCCUGUCCUGUGCCAACAGAGGGUUUGGGGACCAUGACCGCCGGGAUUCCUCUAGUCUCAGUCAGACCAUUAAAUAUGGUCUUUUUAUGAGAAUUUGGGGUCUACAUCCCACUGAUCUCCUGCUCCCUCAGGGGUUCUCUAUUGUGCUCCCUGUCAGGGCAGUCAUCGAUUGUGGCCGGGUACCAACUAGUUCUUCUGGUCUCAGGAUGAUGUAGGUCUCUGGUUCUUGUGGCCCUUUCUGUCUCUUGGGCUCUUAGUUGUCGUGUGACCUUGGUGUUCUUCAUUCUCCUUUGCUCCAGGUGGGUUGAGACCAAUUGAUGCAUCUUAGAUGGCCGCUUGUU